AUGGAAGGCCCCCAACAACCGACCCACGCUCCUCAACGGAGUCGUGGAUUCAGCGUCAAAUCCGACAAUUCUCGCAAUUCCGGUCACAAGAGUCAACUCUCCGAAUCCUCCGAGGAAAAAGCCCGUCGCAAUUUACACACCAAAGCCGAUCCAUUGGUCGCAAUGACCGAAUUACAGCCGAAUUUGGUGGCCCUGGAGAAGUCCAACUUGGCUUCAUUGAGAGAAACCCAGCACAAGGAUCAAUUUGGUGACCCGAUCACCGAUCCCGACUGGUCGAACCCCACCCGUCCACGUUUUGAGCGUCCCCUGGAUACCAUUCGAUCGUUUGAGGCUGCCAUAAAUGGAACCUACGGUACCAAGCGCCGGGAUUCCUACGCCCGCACAGAAGAUGCCGCCUCACAAAUGGGAGACUUCAGCCGACGAACAAGCUACUAUGGAUCGAACAACCAACCGUACGGUCGCAAUGGCCAAUCACACCCUGGCAGCGUGAUCGACUACGCAGGCUCGAGCCAGGCACCGGAGAGCUCAUACCCCUACAACCAGAAUGGUCAGCAGCGUCGACCUCGAUACCCGACGCGUCAGUCUACGGAUCAAGGCGUCUAUGGAAACGGUAAUCAGUAUGGAGCCCCACAAUAUCAAAACCAGCGCUCUUACGAUAAUGUUACUGCCAUGUCGGGAUCAGCGUCUGGUACCGAUUCAUAUGGUCAAUCGACUGACCCCAGCUCUCUCAAUAGUUCCGUGGACCAGUUACAGCAACGCCAAGAUGGCUCCCCAGCCGAAUACGGAUACCAAGGCCAGAACAUCAACGGCAGACCCUCCCCUGCGCCAGCUGCGAGCUCUACUUUCGUCCCGUCACAGGGUGGUAUGAACGCUGUUAAAAAGCCCACGGCUGCGAAUGAUAAGCGGAAGAGCUGGUUCAAGCGACGAUUCAGCAAAGACUAG
Molecule: messenger RNA, 942 nt
Organism: Penicillium pulvis
Lineage: Eukaryota; Fungi; Ascomycota; Eurotiomycetes; Eurotiales; Aspergillaceae
Product: DUF2406 domain-containing protein
Exons: 5
Coding region: 1-942 (313 amino acids)
Source: RefSeq, a predicted model, not a curated record